AUGCGUGAAGUGUACGACCAGUGGGAAGGGAAUGAUGAGUUUGUCGAUUUCAGAGUGCCAUCCGAGGACAUUCCACUGCUACAGGAACACCUUGACUGUGAGAUUAUGAUCGAUGACCUUGGACAAGCGGUCUAUGAGACUUUCCCGAAGGUUGCUGAGGAGCUCAAGCUGGAGACAACGGGCGAUUUCCAGGCAAUGACCGAUUUGUUCUUCAAGGAGUACAGACCUUUGAACACGAUCUACUCCUGGCUGGACAUGAUGAAGGAGACGUUCCCUGACUUUGUCGAGAUUGAGUGGCUGGGCCAAACGUACGAGGGCCGUGAUAUGAAGGCGUUACAUCUGAGCGUUGACAAGGGAUUAAACCCAGAUAAGAAGACGAUUGUUCUCACAGCAGGAGUCCAUGCCAGGGAGUGGAUCAGUACAUCAACGGCACUAUUCACCAUCUUCAAGUUACUGACAGAGUAUGGCCACAGUAAGAAGGAGACGAGAUAUCUGGAGCAGUUGGACUUCCUCAUCGUUCCUGUUUUCAACCCUGAUGGAUACGCAUACUCAUGGAGCCAGGACCGUCUAUGGCGUAAGAACAGACAAGAGACGUACAUUCCACGUUGCUUCGGUAUUGAUAUUGACCGUUCUUUUGGCUAUCACUGGACCAAAUCAGAGGACUAUCCAUGUGGUGAAUCCUACUCCGGCGAAGCAGCCUUUGAGGCGAUUGAAGCUGAGAACCUGGACACCUACAUCAACGUCACGAGAAAGGAUCACCAAAUCUACGGCUUCUUGGAUCUGCACUCAUACACACAAAAGAUCCUCUGCCCGUAUGCAUACUCGUGUGAUGAACAACCAAGGGACAUUGAAAACCUGUUGGAAUUGGCGUAUGGAAUUUCCAAGUCCAUCCGUCUCAGGUACGGUAAACAUUAUGAGGUAUUACCGGCAUGUAAGGACCGUGGUGUGGACAUCAUGCCAGGCCUUGGAGCCGGCUCUGCGUUGGACUUUAUGUAUCAUAACAGAGCGCACUGGGCAUUCCAGCUGAAGUUGAGAGACACUGGUUCCCAUGGAUUCCUACUACCUUCUGAGUUCAUUGUGCCGGUAGGAAAGGAGAUAUACGCUGCAGUUAAAUACUUCUGCGAGUUCAUUCUCAAUCCAGAUCUAUAG
This is a messenger RNA of Williopsis jadinii, 1149 nucleotides long. It is a transcript of the gene ECM14, whose product is annotated as putative metallocarboxypeptidase. Gene Ontology annotation, biological process: proteolysis. Bases 1 to 1149 code for a protein of 382 amino acids. NCBI's taxonomy places the organism in Eukaryota, Fungi, Ascomycota, Saccharomycetes, Phaffomycetales, Wickerhamomycetaceae. Gene Ontology annotation, molecular function: metallocarboxypeptidase activity; zinc ion binding. The record is from RefSeq and is a predicted model, not a curated record. The transcript has a single exon.